GUGGAUGUAUUCACUUCCGGUGGGAUUCACAAUGAAGUCUCUUUCUUUAGGUGUUCCAAGAAUAAAAAAUGCCUCCACCUUUUCUGAUCGAAACAUGACGUACUCACCCUAAAUACCAGGAAACAAAGAUAAAGGUAACUCAGUCACGACGGCCUUCAGGAAUAAUCUAAGAAUGGCGGGACUCGUGUUUCUAACUAUUCUCUCAAUCGUUUAUGCUGCAGAUCAAGUUAAGAAAUGUCAUGACGUAAAUGAGAUUGCGUGCCAGAAAAUGUUUGCCAAGCGGAGGGAUAUGUGUGACGACCCCUGUAUCGCCAACAUCUGCAAGGACACCUGUCGAUAUUGUCCGGUUACAUGUUAUCACUGCAACGAAGAAAGUACACCGGAAGGCUGUACCAAAGUCCAACAAUGCUUGACGACAAACCAGCUUUGCAUAGCAGCAGAGAGAUAUACAACAGAUUUUCAUUCAACUUACACUUCCGGUUGCGCAGAAAAAGAGCUCUGCCACAGUCUUUUCGGUUUUGAUUCCACCAAACGUGAAGUGGAAGCAACGCUCAACGAAAGAUCGUAUCAUUUACAUGGCGGAUGUUGUGACUCGAAUCUUUGUAACAUGCAUGAUCCUUCUAAUGUGACAUCAACCAUAGACCCAUCAAGUCGUCCACCGAAACCAACAGGAACUAAUCCCUUACUUGGCAAUACAACACACCAAGAGAUAAAGGUCUGUGAAGAGAAUGAUCUGGAUACAGAGGCCUGUCGUCUGCUCAACUCUACAGAUCCCACCAUCUGUCAGAACAACUGUAUUGCCGCCACGCUAUGUCCAUCUUUCUGUGGAACUUGUCUUCAUUGUAGAGAUUGUAAAUCGGUUCCUGAUCCCGGUUCCUGCAACAAUACUACAUUAUGUAAGAAAAAUCAGCAAUGUGUAACAAUUGAGCGUCUAGAUUCAAACUUACAACUGUCUAUUGUCUUGGGAUGCAUGGACUCAAAGAUUUGUACUGCAUACUUUAGCGGUAGAACAGGUGGUCCAGGAGGUUUUGGUAAGCGUCAGUUUGGUCAAACUACACUCAGGGGAAAAUGUUGUGACAGUGAUAUGUGUAACGAACAUGGUAUUCAAUAAAUAGUCA
Messenger RNA from Saccostrea echinata, 1118 nucleotides. RefSeq lists its product as uncharacterized. The record is from RefSeq and is a predicted model, not a curated record. The transcript has 10 exons. Bases 173 to 1111 code for a protein of 312 amino acids. Lineage: Eukaryota; Metazoa; Mollusca; Bivalvia; Ostreida; Ostreidae.